Talaromyces amestolkiae is the source of this 651-nucleotide messenger RNA. RefSeq lists its product as uncharacterized. The record is from RefSeq and is a predicted model, not a curated record. The transcript has a single exon. Gene Ontology annotation, molecular function: catalytic activity. Bases 1 to 651 code for a protein of 216 amino acids. Lineage: Eukaryota; Fungi; Ascomycota; Eurotiomycetes; Eurotiales; Trichocomaceae.
AUGACCGACGCGUUGACUCUUCACCCGGCUACGAAGCUGCUAGAUGCUUUGUGUACCUGUAUCGAAAAAGAAAUUCAUCCUCUCUCUGCGACAGCUGUCGCCGCAGGCUCUAAGCUCUUCGGCGCCGCAAUUCUACUCAAAUCAGACUUGAGCGUUGUGUACGCGGACACAAACCAGGAACGUGGGUCUCCUUUGUGGCAUGGAGAAACGUGGACAUUGAAGCAAUUCUUCGAGAUACCGGCAGAUAAAAGACCCGAUGUGACAGAUUGCUUGUUCCUUACGACCCAUGAACCAUGUUCACUUUGCCUGUCGGCAAUCGUAUGGAGCGGAUUCGACAACUUCAUUUACAUGUAUACGUAUGAGGAGACGCACAAUGUCUUUGAGUGUCAUGGAGACUUGGAUAUCUUCAAUAAUGUGUUCAAUGUACGUGAAGCCGAAGUCGCGAGACAGGCUAGUUCGGAUGGAAGGUUGAGCCAGGUGCGACCACAUUAUAAGUUGCGAAGUAGCUUGUUAGUUGCACUCAGUUUUGCCGAAUUGGUUGCAGCCGUCCCAGGUCAAGAAAGGGAUGAAUAUGUGGCCAAAGUCAACGCGGUUAAGAUGAGUUAUGGUCGGCUUUCGGAGGCCUAUCGAAGAAACAUGAAUGUGGAGUGA